Venustampulla echinocandica is the source of this 783-nucleotide messenger RNA. RefSeq lists its product as uncharacterized. Lineage: Eukaryota; Fungi; Ascomycota; Leotiomycetes; Helotiales; Pleuroascaceae. The coding region runs from base 1 to 783 and encodes 260 amino acids. The transcript has a single exon. The record is from RefSeq and is a predicted model, not a curated record.
AUGGACGCCAAGAAUCCUUUCCCUCCCCCAUCUUCAGAACCUGAUGCUCCACCACCCUCCUACAGCGAAAUUGGCUCUCCCAGCAGCGGCAGUUCGAGCUAUUACUCGUCCCAGAUCAACUCCCAGCUCGCUAGCCUAACAACCCAAAUAUCCACCCAACAAACCCAAGCCACCCUCCUUUCGCACGCCCACAGCGAACACGUGCUCUCCCUUCUCACUUAUGAAAUCCAGGAUUACCUAUCCACAUUCGCUCGCUCCGGCCGUCGAAGAGGGACAUUAAUCCUAAUCCCCGCAGCUGGGGUAACAGAUGAGAAAGCCGUACCGGCCGCUUUUGAUUGUAGUAAUCCGGAUGAGGGGACGUGUGAUGUUGUUGUGAGGGUAAAGGGGAAGGGAGAUGCGGACGAGAUGUGGUAUUGGAGGGACGAGGAAAUGGCGGAGAGACUUGCCGCCUGUCUAAGACCUCCACCACCGCCGCCAUCUGAGAGGGGUUUGCCGCCGAGGAAGGAACAAGUUGCCCAGCAGCAGCAGCCACAGCAGUCGACGAGGGGAUUAUGGGGCCGUGCCAAGUCCGCUGUGAAAACAGCAGCGAUGAACGAAAUGGGGAAUUAUGAGGUUGGUCGGGAUGUUAAAACGGCGCCCCCUGGUCCGAGGGAGGAUAAAGUUAUCAUGGACGUGAAGGCAGAGGAGGUUUUAUUUCGAACAGAGAAUGAUUUUGGAAUUUUUGGGAGCGAGACCGGUUGGGGGAUUGUAGUAAGACUUAAGGUUAUCCGGGGCGGGCCCUAA